Colletotrichum abscissum is the source of this 756-nucleotide messenger RNA. Its product is annotated as acetyltransferase. The transcript has a single exon. Gene Ontology annotation, molecular function: acyltransferase activity, transferring groups other than amino-acyl groups. Lineage: Eukaryota; Fungi; Ascomycota; Sordariomycetes; Glomerellales; Glomerellaceae. The coding region runs from base 1 to 756 and encodes 251 amino acids. The record is from RefSeq and is a predicted model, not a curated record.
AUGAUAGCAGGUCUGCGAUAUCUUGGAACCGUACAAAAGGGCGUUAGAACCAGAUCGCUGGGCUUGAGAAACAAUCCGUACCAUCCGAUCAGAUCUGCCAUCGUUGUGGGCCAUCGAUUGCACCAAAAAAGCACGCUACGUAACGCCACGCAUAUCCCGAUUCACUACAAUUUAUUCUCAACCUUGACUACAUCGACCAUGACAAAGUCCUCCAAGGUCCAAGAAGGCCUUCGCGUGACGGCCACACUCAGGCCAGCAACUCUUGAUGACGCCACAGCAAUAUCAGAGCUCGCCACCCAUGUCUUCACGGUCACAUUCGGCCAUUCAGUCGAGCCGCAUGAGCUCCAAGCGUUCCUAGAGGAGUCCUACAGCCUCGAAGCCAUCACAAAAGAUCUCGACGACUCAAACAAAGACACACUACUCGCGUUUGAUCCUACUGGAGACAUCCUGGGUUUCGCCAUGCUCACCCGGGGCUCCUCAGAGCCAUGUAUCUCACAUCUUGACGGUACUGUUGAGCUGCAGAGAAUUUAUAUGUAUCCAAAGGCACAAGGCACGGGCGCUGCAAAGCUUCUGGCAGACAGGUUAGAAGACAUGGCUAGGGAACAAGAAUUCAAGCACAUGUGGUUGGGCGUCUGGGAAGAGAAUCUUCGGGCGCAAAAGGCGUAUGGGAAAUGGGGAUAUGAGGAAUGUGGCACCCAUGACUUUGCCAUUGGAUCAGUUAUCCAAACUGAUAACAUUAUGGUGAAGAAACUCUGA